This is a messenger RNA of Durio zibethinus, 1979 nucleotides long. Its product is annotated as 4'-phosphopantetheinyl transferase superfamily. Lineage: Eukaryota; Viridiplantae; Streptophyta; Magnoliopsida; Malvales; Malvaceae. Gene Ontology annotation, molecular function: holo-[acyl-carrier-protein] synthase activity; magnesium ion binding. Gene Ontology annotation, cellular component: cytosol. The record is from RefSeq and is a predicted model, not a curated record.
GCUAAGAGCCUAUCCAAUAAGAGAAUGAAAUUAAGCCCAUAAGAAGAAGAGCGGAUCAGCCCACAUGCCCCUCAACUUUAUUCUUGAAAGUAACAAAAUGCAAACAACCGGCUGUCCUAAACUUGAGAGCAUUUUAAAGAUUUAAUUCUCAAACUUUGUUAUUUCUGAUUUCAAAUUCUCAUUUCAUGGUUCCCUUUUGUUGUUUUCAAGCUUAGAAAUUCGUUUUUAUUUUCAUGCAAAGUCAACUUGGAGAUGAAUAUACGAUGCUUUCCGAGAAAAUUUUCUUCUGCUUUGCCUCCUCUGGUUCCCCUGCAACUUCCUUCUCCAAUGGAAACCCAUCUUUGGUAUAUAUUGCCUAAUGAGGUGAAGAGUGUGGCUCUUCUAAAUCAAUAUUCUGAACUCUUAUCACCAUGUGAAAGAGAGAAUGUUAACCGCAUGGGAGGAGACCAGCUCAAGAAAAGAGCCCUGCUUGCUCGAGCCUUGGUUCGCACUACCAUUGCCAGAUAUCAGACAAAUUGUCAGAUGAAUCCAAGAUCUUUGAAGUUUAGGAAGAACAUCUAUGGGAAACCUGAGGUGGAGUGGAAGAAUGAUGACAACUUCAGCCCACCACCUUUGCAUUUCAAUAUCUCACACACAUCUUCUAUGAUUGCCUGUGGUGUGACAGUAAAUGUGCCUAUUGGCAUUGAUGUUGAAGGGAAGCAACGAAAGAUAAAGAAUGAUAUCAUAGCGUUUGCUCAACGCUAUUUUUCUCCUUGUGAGGUGAAACUUUUAACCGCUAUAUCAGACUCUGAAAUUCAGCGUCAGGAGUUUAUUAAACUAUGGACUCUCAAGGAGGCAUAUGUAAAAGCAUUGGGAAAAGGCUUCUCAGCUGUACCUUUUAAGACCUUUACUAUUCGGUUCAAGGCUUCAACUAUAAGGUGCUUUCAUCUUCCUGGGAAUUCAGUUUCUGAGGCAUCUGAGGUAAUUGUUGAAUCAUCUGAUGAUCCCAAGAACCUCCCAAACAAUUGGCAAUUUGCACUCCUGGAAGUGGCUGCUUCUCAUUAUGUUGCCAUUUGCACGGAAAAGGAUAAAAUUGUUGGAGGUGAAGCAAAUAGGCCAAUGAAAUUAACUGUGCGGAAAACCAUUCCAUUUGUUGAAGAUGUUUGUGUCUCUGGAACUGAUGCAGUUCUAGUCCUUGGUGGCAUAAUUGAGCAAUAACAGAAAUGCACUAUACUUGCGCUUUAUAAAUUUUAUUAAAAUGUAUUGAUAUAUAUACUCAUAUCUACUCUCUCACUAUCUGGAUUGGGUGAAGUAAUCUUCAAUUCCUCAGAAUAGAAGCUUUUGCUGCAGUUCCUAUAGGUCGAGACAUAGUAGUGAAAUUUCUGUAACAUUGUAAAGUUCCAUUGUUAAUGGUGUAAUUAGUAUUGUUUCUUAGCAUUUUUAUUGUAAUUUUUUAAAAUUAUCAUUCUAUAGCACGAAACAAAGAAAAUUAAGGAAAAAUUAGAGAUAUCUGCUCCCGAGCUUAAUCAUUCUGUCAAAGUUUUGUUUAGCUGGUUUUGGGGGCUCAAGGAUAAGAUAAUUGCAGGCUUUGCAUAAACUUAUCUAGGUUUCUACUGAUUUUGCAUCAAAAUCAGUUCAAGAGUCGAGGCAAGUUGACUGACUUGUUCAAAACUUCCAAGUAUAUGUGAGAAAUCGGAUGCAUGAUUCUACAAGUAUUGCUGGAAAUAAGAAGCUUGACAGAUAAUCUCUCUAACAUUGCCCGCAUGCUUUUGUCUUCUAAAAUUCAAAAUCUUUAAUCACUCUCAUCCACCACUACUUGAGGGAAAGCUCCAGCGGCUAUCUGCCCUUAUUUGUUAGUACAUCAAAAUGGUUCCCCUUUUAUAAACCGAGAUCAGUAAUGACAAAAAUUAAUUAGCAAUAUUCCCAGCCAUUCUGGCUGCUGAUCACAAGAAGUCUGCUUAGCAAACAGGGGGCAUGCAUUGAUCAAUCAAUUAACCUCA